Sorghum bicolor (sorghum) is the source of this 2763-nucleotide messenger RNA. RefSeq names its product WD40 repeat-containing protein HOS15. The coding region runs from base 22 to 1548 and encodes 508 amino acids. Lineage: Eukaryota; Viridiplantae; Streptophyta; Magnoliopsida; Poales; Poaceae. Gene Ontology annotation, cellular component: histone deacetylase complex. Gene Ontology annotation, molecular function: protein binding; transcription corepressor activity. The transcript is spliced from 13 exons. Gene Ontology annotation, biological process: regulation of transcription by RNA polymerase II. The record is from RefSeq and is a predicted model, not a curated record.
GUGUGCCUGGAAGACGCUUUCAUGACACACUCCCACCCUUCUCAGCGACACACAACCACAUCGCACGCCGCCGUUCUAGCCCUCGCCGCCCCGUCCCUCCCCGUCCCCUCCGCCGCUCCGACGGCGCCCUCGCCGCCGCCUGCUAUGGGGGUGCUCACAUCGACGGAGCUCAACUUCCUCGUCUUCCGCUACCUGCAGGAGUCAGGUUUUAUUCAUGCUGCAUUUACUCUAGGUUAUGAAGCUGGGAUCCAUAAGGGUGGCAUUGAUGGCAAUGCAGUCCCACCUGGUGCUCUUAUCACUAUUGUGCAGAAAGGCCUCCAGUACAUAGAACUGGAAGCAAAUAACGAUGAGAAUGAUGAUGAAGUUGAGAGGGAUUUUGCGCUUCUGGAGCCACUUGAAAUCAUCACAAAAGAUGUUGAAGAGUUGCAACAGAUUGUGAAAAAGAGGAAAUUGGAGAGAUCUCAAACUGAACAUGAGAAGGAUAAGGGAAAAGAGAAAGAACGUAAUGAGGAGCAUGAACGACGUCCUGUUGGCGAACGGGAGAGGGAACGCCAUGACAAAGAAAAAGAGCAAGUCAGGGAGAAGGAUAGAUCUGAAAAAGAUAAGGACCAUGAUAAAGAGAAGGAGAAAGAGAAAGAAAGAGAAAGGCAGCAUGCAGAGCGUAUUGAUAAGGUUAAGCACGAGGAUGAUUCUCUUGCUGGUGGAGGUCCCACUCCAAUGGAUGUAAGUACAACUGCUCAGGAGAUAUCUAACACUGAUGUUACUGUUUUGGAAGGACACAGUUCAGAGGUUUUCGCUUGUGCAUGGAGUCCAACUGGUUCUCUUCUAGCUUCUGGGUCAGGAGACUCAACCGCUAGAAUCUGGACAAUUCCAGAUGGUCCAUGUGGUUCCAACAUGCAAUCAUCUCCUCCCGGUGUUCAUGUUUUAAAACAUUUUAAAGGUCGUACCAAUGAAAAGAGCAAGGAUGUCACCACACUUGACUGGAAUGGUGAAGGUACACUACUGGCUACGGGCUCCUACGAUGGACAGGCAAGAAUAUGGAGUAGAGAUGGAGACCUUAAGCAGACACUGUUCAAACACAAGGGACCCAUAUUUUCAUUGAAAUGGAAUAAGAAAGGAGAUUUUCUCCUAAGUGGAAGUGUUGAUAAAACUGCUAUUGUUUGGGAUACAAAGACAUGGGAAUGCAAGCAGCAGUUUGAAUUUCAUUCAGCUCCAACACUUGAUGUUGAUUGGAGAAAUAAUAACUCUUUUGCAACAUGUUCAACCGAUAACAUGAUCUAUGUAUGCAAGAUUGGGGAACAGCGUCCAGUUAAAACAUUCAGUGGUCAUCAGAAUGAAGUUAAUGCUAUCAAGUGGGAUCCGACUGGUUCUUUUUUGGCUUCAUGUUCUGAUGAUUGGACAGCAAAGAUAUGGAGUAUGAAACAAGACAAAUGUUUAUUCGAUUUCAAGGAGCAUACCAAGGAAAUAUACACUAUUCGGUGGAGCCCAACAGGCCCAGGAACAAACAAUCCUAAUCAGCAGUUGCUGUUGGCUAGAUCAAGUACUUAGGCAGCCACGUACAGGAAGGAUGGAGAGAUCAAAUCCAAGAGAAGGGAAAAGAAGAAUGGAAGAAACUGAGAGUAUGAAUGACAUCUAUAUAUGUGAAUUUGAGAAUAAUGCCACCGGCUGCUGCUGCCGGCUGUUAAGUAAUAUAUUUUCUCUCAUAGGGUAUUUUCUGUGUGUAGAAUUAUGGUGGGAGGUAGACAUGGUGGGAGGUGGAGCGGCGACCUGAGAGAGACGGCGGCUGGGGGAAAAAGCGGCGGCUGAGGGAGGCGGCGGCUGGUGGAGCAGCGGCGCCCUAGGGCACGGCGGCUAUGGAGGCGGCCAGGGGGUUAGGGCAGCGGAAGGGUAGGGAUCGGGAGGGUAUAAACCCAGUAGCUUGAUACCAUGUAGAAUUGUGGCAAACACCUCAUACCCCUUGGGUUGGGUGGCUUUGUUUAUAUAGUCAAUAAUGACUUGAGUUACAAGUAAGCAAUAUACAAUUAACCCCCUAGAUAUACAUAUAUCUAACACUCUGCCACCAGAUAUCAAAUAUAAGGGCUAUUAUUUUGACCCUGAGUAGAGCCGCAUGGAAUCACAUUUGUAGUGCGAUUCUACAGAUCCUAGGUUACGUAACACGAUCCUGGUUCGAUACUACCCAAAAACGAUUUGUAUCAUCUAGUCUGGGUAGUAUCGUAGUAUCAUACGAUACCACGACACGUGUCAUGAUACUGAUAACCUUGGCUAAAUCUUUUGAAAUUUGGUUGAUGUUAUACUGCAAAUUAUCAUUCUAAUUAGUUCCCUUGAAGUUUGUAGGGUAUACUUUGGUUAUCCAUACUGGACUCACAACUGUGGUUCUUUGAGAUCUAGUAUCAUGAUUAGUAGUGUUAUUGUGAAUCAGUUUUCCUUGCGUAGUUGGUUAUUAGUGAUUCUCAUCAAGUAUCAUACUUCUUAUGUGUGGCAUACAUAGCACCAUUUGUUCCAAGAAAAAAGAAAACAUCAUGGAAGAACAGAAAAUGGUGAACAGUAACAAAAUUUGCUGCAUUUGGUUGGAGAAUUUGGUACUAUACCUAGUUCCAGCCAGUUUAGGAUUUGGAUUAUUAUCUCAUAAUAAUUGCUGCUGACUGUUCACAUACAGAGAUAAGAUCAUUGUUAUAGAUGUAACUAGGAUUGCACGACUGUCUCGAGUUGGUUUCUUGCCAAGUAGGACCAGAACUGCAUCACAGCAUUGAUUGACUAUUCUGU